Messenger RNA from Linum tenue, 4726 nucleotides. NCBI's taxonomy places the organism in Eukaryota, Viridiplantae, Streptophyta, Magnoliopsida, Malpighiales, Linaceae. The record is from the annotation of a GenBank genome assembly.
AUGUCUUCUUCUUCUUCUUCCCAAUCUCCAAAAUCCCUAGAUUCUCUCCUCCUCCAUCGCAAUGCGCUCUCUUCCCUCACCGUUGCUAUCCCUCCGAGCGAUCCACUUCCCGCCGCCCCUCUCCCUUCUUCUCUCCCUCCUUCCAAAUUCAUCCCAGGCACCCGCUUCCUCAUCGACGCCUUCCGCCACGCCGCCACCGUCCCCGCCCCGGCCGCCGCAUACUUCCUCUCCCACUUCCAUUCCGAUCACUACGCGGGCCUCUACCCUAAUUGGUCCCACGGCAUCAUUUUCUGCUCUCAAAUCACCGCCGAUCUCGUCACCAGAGUUCUGAGGAUCCCUAAGCAGUUCGUCUUCCCGUUGCCGUUGCGUGAGACGGCGCUCCUCGAUGGUUCCGAAGUCACUCUCGUGGACGCCAAUCACUGCCCUGGCGCGGUUCAGUUCUUGUUCAAGGUGCCGGCUAAGAGUUCAACAACAGGUUUUGAAAUGUAUGUUCAUACUGGCGAUUUCAGGUACAUCAGUUCCAUGAGUGAGGAUGCUCUGUUGCGUGGAUUUAUUGGUUGUGACGCUGUUUUCUUGGAUACUACUUAUUGCAACCCUAAAUAUGUGUUUCCGGCUCAGGAUGAGGCUGUUGAUUAUGUAGUUAGCGUGAUAGAUAGUGUACGGAAGGAGUGCUUGGAUAAGAGGGUCUUGUUUCUUAUAGCCACUUAUGUUAUUGGCAAGGAGAGGAUUUUGCUUGAGACUGCAAGGAGGUGCAAAACGAAAGUGCUUGUUGAUGGCAAGAAAAUGGAGGUUUUGCGGGUAUUGGGGUAUGGGGAGACUGAGGGGUUUACAGAGGAUGUGCUUGAGAGUGAUGUCCAUGUCGUUGGUUGGAAUGUGUUAGGUGAGACUUGGCCUUAUUUUCGUCCGAAUUUUGUCAAGAUGGCAGAGAUUAUGGCAGAAAGAGGGUACUCUAGAGUGGUUGGUUUUGUUCCUACUGGAUGGACUUAUGAAGUUAAGCGUAAUAAGUUUGCGGUGAGGACUAAGGAUUCGUGCGAGGUUCAUCUUGUGCCAUACAGUGAACAUUCAAAUUAUGAUGAACUCAGAGAGUAUGUGAAGCUUUUGAGACCUAAACGUGUUAUUCCUACAGUUGGUGUGGAUGUUGAGAACCUUGACAGCAAACAAGUUCAUAAAAUGCAAAAACAUUUUGCAGGGUUAGUUGAUGAGACUGCCAACAAGAAAGAUUUCUUGAUGAAUUUCCUUCGUGGUUCUACUGAGAGUAAUGAGGAAGGACAGCUAGAUGUGGAGCCUUCUGAUCCUAUAGCUGUUGAAAAUGCAGUUCCGCUAUCCAUUUCAAAUACCUUGGAAAAUCAGAAAGGGUCUGAUUCACUAGAUGUAGCUGUGCUAACUGAAGAGGAAACACAGAGACUAAUAAAGGAAUUGAGUGACUGUUUGCCUGUAUGGGUUACCCAUGACCAAAUGUUACAUUUGCUUGGCAGAUCAGGGAGAAAUAUAGUUGAAGCUGUUUCCAAUUUCUAUGAAUGUGAAACAGAAUUCCAUGAGCAGGUAGUUUCUAGCAAGGCUUCCGUCUCUUCGUCCCAUACUGAUACACAGAAUUCACAUGAUGUACUUCUAACGCCUGAGUCCACCUGCAACACAAUUAACCGAGGGAGUUCAGUCAUUGCUUUCAGUCAAAAAUUCAAGCCAUCUAAUGUGAAGUCAUUAAGUAGUGGCUCGUCACCUGGAAAAAGGAAGAGGAAAAUGGAUGUCAAGGCCGGGAAAAAAGCUAAAAGUAGUUCUAAGGUCCAAUCUAGUGGUUCAAAGCAAUCCACCAUCACUAGAUUCUUUAGUAAAAGUUUGCCUAAUACUUCUGAAGACAGUAAGAAACAAACAAUUUCUGAAGAAGUCCCUGGAAACGGGAACUUGUUGGUUGAUGAUGCUCCAAACUUGUAUGGACAGGAGGUAGGCCAGUUUGUUCAGAUAACUGGUGUUGAUGAAUCAUUUAGAAGCUAUGCUGCCACCAUUCUGGAGAGGACUAAGGGGGACAUUAAUAAGGCAUUGGAUAUACAUUAUGGUAAACCUGAGAGUAUUCCUGGUAAGGAUGUUGAGACCUUGGCAGUGUCUGACAAAUUGGUUCAGCCCCAGAGUGUUACUAAUGAGCGGUCUUAUGCCCAGGGUAACAAGUCGCUGCAAGAAGCAGGAGUCGGAUUUGCUCUAUCAGUAAAGGAACCAGCAGUACCAUGUUCAGAUGCUACUCUUAUGUCACUUCCCCCAGAAAAAUAUGACCCCAUAAAGCAUGCUUGCUGGAAUGUUGGCCAACCUGUUCCAUAUAUUCACCUUGCACGAACCUUUGAUUUGGUUGAAGCUGAAAAGGGGAAGAUUAAGGCCACUUCUAUGCUGUGUAAUAUGUUCAGAAGUAUACUGGCUUUGUCUCCCGAUGAUCUGUUGGCUGCUGUCUAUCUUUGCACAGACAAAAUUGCCGCUGACCAUGAAAAUGUGGAAUUAAAUAUUGGGGGCAGCUUGGUCACGUCUGCAUUAACAGAGGCAUGUGGACCUAGUGCAUCUGAAAUAAGGGAGAUGUAUAAUAACGUUGGGGAUCUUGGUGAUGUGGCUCAGAGAUGCUGGCAAACAAAAAAGAGACAGAAACUACUUGCUCCUACUCCUCCCCUUCUUAUUCGAGAUGUUUUUUCUAGUCUUCACAAGAUAAGUUCACAAACAGGCAGUAAAAGUACUGGUCGAAAGAAGAGCCUCAUUGUGAAUUUGAUGUGCGCUUGCCAGGAGAAAGAAAUGAAGUUUCUUGUGAGAACUUUGGUAAGGAACUUACGGAUUGGAGCAAUGAUGAAAACUAUACUACCUGCUCUGGCCCAAGCAGUUGCAAUGAAUUCCUUCCCUAGCUCCGCAGACAAACAUAGUGCUUCACACAUAAAAGAGAUCCUUCAGGGCCUUUCUACAGCAGUAGUUGAAGCUUAUAAUAUACUUCCUAACCUGGACAUGCUAGUUCCUUCACUCGUCAAGAAUAGCAUUGGCUUUUCCUCGUCUACUUUGUCUAUGGAUCCUGGGAUACCUAUUAAACCCAUGCUCGCCAAAAUUACAAAUGGAGUUUCUCAAGUGCUCAAGUUAUUUGAAAAUAAAGCAUUUUCAUGCGAAUUCAAGUAUGAUGGUCAACGUGCUCAAAUUCACAGACUAUCCAAUGGAACUAUCCGUGUCUUUUCACGAAAUGGAGAUGAAACGACAUCAAAAUUUCCAGAUCUAAUCAAUAUAGUGGAUGAAUCCUGUAAUCGAACAGAGGAUACUUUCAUAAUUGAUGCAGAGGUUGUUGCAGUUGAUAGGAAAAAUGGAUGCAAGCUCAUGUCCUUCCAAGAACUGUCUUCUAGAGAAAGGGGGAGCAAAGAAUCCUCAAUUACAUUGGAUAGUAUUAAGGUGGAGAUCUGCGUGUUUGUCUUCGACAUCAUGUUUGCUAAUGGAGAACAGCUGUUGAAAUUUCCUCUUCGUCAAAGGCGGAAAUGUAUGUAUGUGCUUUCAUGUCCUGCAUUGUCACACUGCUUGUAUUUCUCUUUCGUAUUUGAUAAUUUAUGUUUCUAAUCGUUGGUAUUGAUAACUGGUUUCUGAUUUGACACUAGACUUGAGAGAUUUAUUUCCUGAUGAGAGGCCAGGUUAUUUUCGAUAUGCAGAAGAAAUGACGGUUGAGCCAAAUGAUGCUUGUUUGGGCAAUGAAUCAAUCUUAAACAGGAUGAACACUUUCCUUGAAGAUGCAUGGCAAUGUUCGUGUGAAGGAAUCAUGGUGAAAACUCUAGAUGUCGAUGCUGGAUAUUCUCCAUCAAAACGUGCUGACAGCUGGUUGAAGGUGAAACGGGAUUAUGUGGAAGGUUUGGGUGACUCGCUUGAUUUAGUACCGAUUGGUGCUUGGCAUGGAAACGGAAGGAAAGCAGGAUGGUACAGUCCAUUCCUCAUGGCGUGCUACAACCCUGAGACUGAAGAGUUCCAAUCCGUUUGCCGUGUCAUGUCUGGUUUCUCAGAUGCCUUCUACAAAGAGAUGAAAGAGUUCUUUACCGGCGAUAGAACACUAACCAAAAAGCCACCGUAUUAUCGAACCCUGGAAGUGCCAGACAUGUGGUUUUCAGCAGAGCUUGUGUGGGAAAUCAGAGGUGCUGACCUGACAAUAUCCCCAGUUCAUCAAGCCGGGGUAGGUUUGGUUCAUCAGACGCGUGGCAUCUCAAUCAGGUUCCCUAGAUUCGUCCGAUCAGUGGGGGAUAGGAACCCAGAAGACUGUAGUAGUGCUGCUGAUAUCGCUCGGAUGUUCAAUGCUCAACCGCGCAAAAUGGACUUGACUAGUGGGAGUUAGAUUGUGUAUCAUCUUCCAACUUGUACAGUAGAAAUGUUCUUCUCUGGCUUUGUGGUUAUCCUUUUGUGUUUUGGAUCCUGAUCUGAAACCAGGAUGUCAGCAUUGUGAAGCUGGCACGAGAAGUCGUCGGAGUUCAGGAGUUGAUUGUAGAAGGAUCUGCGUUUAGUCUCUGUGUAGUCUUCCGGUUAAGACGCAAUGACGCAUGUAUUAAGCAGUCCGGUGAAUCCGUAAUGUGUGGUGUUCAGGUCUGUUUGUACUUUACGCCUUGCGGAUUACGGUGAUGCCUCAAGCAACAAUUUCAAUUAAAUAGCACGGUUUCUUGUUUAUGUCUGGUUCAUCCAAAGAACUUGUCAAACUAAAAAUCAACUAUACAACUAAUUAUGUAUACAAAUUCAAAUCUUAAUUCAU